CAGCUGUUAUCCCAGUUUAUCUCAUUAGAAAUGCAUGAGAAUGAGAUCAUGUUUUCAUUGAAGGUUUUUGUUUUGAGAAAGAUGUGACAAUUUUAUUACACAAAAAAAUAUGCCAAUUUUAAAAACAGUGCCUACUAUACUCAUAAUUUUGAUCUUACUCUUUUGCCUGAUUAUCGUAUACUGCAUUUUAUGUUGUGAUCAAAAGUCUGAGGAUAUUGCCAAUACUGCCAUUCCCGCCCAGGACUCCAGUGGGACAUCUUCCAGUUCUAGUCAACCACCAAUUCAAAGCAUUUCGAGCCGAGUCAGUAAUGAUCUUGAUCCGGGUGAUCAUGAGCCCCCAGAGCCUCCACCAACACCUAUUCUAGAACAGGAUCCGCCAUCCUACGAAGAAGUCAUGCAGAAUGAGGCACUGUACCGCUAUCCUCCAGCUAAUAGAUGAUUCCUCUUCCUCUUCCAAAAGUAUUAAAAAUAAUCUUAACCAUUCCUUUUAAAUUUUAAAUUUAAGUUGUAAAAAAUCAAAUGAAAUGUACCUGUAAAAAAAUUCUAAAAAGCAAUAGUUGCCGAUUUGGUUAUGAACGAGUUUAGUCGUCUCCGGACUUUAGUUGUAAGUAUGCCCAGCACAGAACCAAGCUUUGAGAAGUCUUUAAUUUAGAGCCCUCUAACCACACUUAUGCCCUAGACACACUUACGACUUAAGCCGAGAGACGACUUAGUGGAAAAUGAUGUAAAUGAAGUCUAACCAUUAUUUUGAAUAUAAUUACACUAAGCCUUCUCUCAGCUAAUCCUCAGGUCUGUCAAGGCCCUUACGAUUUGAGCCGAGAAACGGCUUAACUUCAUUACAAUCAAAAUAAUGAUAUCCGAUUAUAUUUCCAUCAAUUUCUGACUAAUUCGUCUCUCGGUUUAAGCCAGGAAACCUCUAGUUAGUGAGAAACUGAUGGGGAAUUUAGUAAAAUCAUUAUUUUGAUUACUGAGUCGUCUUUCGGCUUAAAGUCGUGUGUCUAGGGCAUAACCUUUAAAAGGCUUAUAAUGAGGACUUUGUGUUAAAAUUCCUGUAGUAGAUAGAAGUGAUAGAAGCUGUAAAAGCCCUCUAGAGAGCGGACCACGUACACUGUACAGUUUCAGUCACGAAACUAAGAGCGCUAUAAGCAGAUUAUAAGAAUUUCGGUUAUUUUAAGAAAAAAUGCUUCUUAAGCCUUAGGUCUGGAAGCCCGUAAUAGACAGUUAUUUUUUUUAAUCUGUUUCUCCAAGAGAAGCAAGAAUUAUUCUUAAAAAAAAUAUAACCUCAUAUUUUGAGGUUAUAUUUAAAAUCUAACCUCAAAAAAUUGUUAUAACCCUUAUAACCUUAUAACAGCAAAGUUCCAAAUUCAAAUAAACGUGCAAUUAACUUUCUUUAAGGCAAAACUCUAGAUUAGUACUCAAAACAAUUUAACAAAUAUUAAGUUACUGUUGUAUUUUUGCCUUUUCAAGGCUAUAAAUUAAAUUUAUCUCAAAUUUUAUAUGAUUGUUUUUUGGAUGAAUAAAUUAUUUUUGAUCAAAAA
Molecule: messenger RNA, 1538 nt
Organism: Phlebotomus papatasi
Lineage: Eukaryota; Metazoa; Arthropoda; Insecta; Diptera; Psychodidae
Exons: 2
Coding region: 110-439 (109 amino acids)
Source: RefSeq, a predicted model, not a curated record